AAAACCUAUGUUCCUAUCGUGAGACGUUCUACAGAUGCUAACAAAUUCAUAAUCUAAUUUAUAUUUUUGCAGCCAUUUCCACUUACACAGCGACCUAUGGUUUGCAUCUGCUUCCUUUGGUGAUUUAUGAAUGGUUUUGUUAAUUAAUUAUACCGAAAUGUCAAAAGAAUUUUACUCAAAUAAUGAUGAAAUGGAUGAGGAUAUUGAUGAAACACAAAUAGUUGAAAAUGACAAAACAAAAAUUGAAAUAGAGUUACAAACAGGACUAAUUUUAAUUGAUGGACUAACAAGUAUUGAAAAUGGUGAACAAAUAUUGAAAAAAGAAAAAAUUCAAAUUGAACAAGAGUUAAAUUUACAAUUAAUUGAUUGCAAUGACGAAGAAAUAUCAAAAGAAUUUUAUUCAAACCAUGAUGAAAUGGAUGAGAAUAUUGAUGAGAUGUUGAAGAAAUCAAAAAUUAAAAUUGAACAAGCUUUACAUUCGGAAUUAAUUAUAAAAGAUGAAGAUUUCGACGAAAUGUUUAACAGAUGUGAAUCAGAAAAUGAUGAAAUGUUAAAAGAAAUUCACACAAAUACACAAGAAGAGCUUUUUUCGUGUGAUGUUUGUAACCAAAAAUUCAACAAAAAAACUAGCUUGAAAAUACAUAGACGAGUUCAUUCUGGAGAGAAACCUUAUUCUUGUAAUAUUUGUAAUAAAACAUUCAAAGAAAAAGGUAAUCUUGCUGUACAUGAACGAAGACAUACCGGCGAAAAACCCUAUUCAUGUGAAAUUUGUGAUAAAACAUUCGUUGCUGUUGGUGAUCUAUGUAACCAUAAAAAAAUUCAUACAGGAAAAAAGCCGCAUGCAUGUGAUGUUUGUGACCAAAAGUUCAGAACUAGUACCAAAUUAACUUAUCAUAAACGAACUCAUACAGGAGAAAAACCUUACGUAUGUGAUGUAUGUGAUAACGCAUUCACCAGCAACGGCAAUUUAGUUAGACAUAAAAGAAGCCAUACAGGAGAAAAACCUUAUUCUUGUAAUGUUUGUAAUAAAAAAUUCACUCAUCCUGAGAGUGUGGUUAAACAUAAACUUGUUCAUUCUGAAGAAAAACCUUAUUCUUGUAAUAUUUGUAAUAAAACAUUCAGAGAUAAAUGUUAUGCUGCUAGACAUAUGCUAGGGCAUACCGGAGAAAAACGAUAUUCUUGUAAUAUUUGUAAUAAAACAUUCAGAGAAAAAUGUAAUCUUGCUGUACAUGAACGUAGACAUACCGGCGAAAAACCCUAUUCAUGUGAAAUUUGUGAUAAAACAUUCGCUACUACUGGUGAUCUAAUUAAACAUAAAAAAAUUCAUACAGGAAAAAAGGCGCAUGCAUGUGAUGUUUGUGAUAAAAAAUUCAAAUCCAUUUACAAUUUAAGUAGUCACAAACGGACUCAUACCGGAGAAACACCUUACUCAUGUGAUGUUUGUAAUAAAUCAUACAGAUAUAGUGGUGAUUUAGUUAAACAUAAACGAACACAUACUCAAGAAAAACCUUUUAAAUGUGAAAUUUGUGAUCAAAAAUUUACUUCUAAUUUACUUUUAUUGAGACACAAACGAAUUCAUACAGCAGAAGAAUAUUUUGAUUGUAAUGUUUGUGGUAAAAUAUUCUACCGUAAAGAACAUUUAGAUACUCAUAAAAGAACUCAUACGGGAGAAAGACCUCAUUCAUGCAAUGUUUGUAAUAAAACAUUUACUCAGCACAGCAGCCUAAAUGCACACAAACGAACUCAUACAGGAGAGAAGCCAUAUACAUGUGAUGUUUGUGAUAAAGCAUUCAGUCUGAAGCAUCCUUUAACUAGGCAUAAACGAACACAUUUAGGAGACAAGCCAUAUUGUUGUUAUGUUUGUUAUAGAACAUUUAGCAUGAAAAUAAACUUUGUAAAACAUAGAAGAAUUCAUAGUGAUCAAACUCCAUAUGCGUGUGAAGAUUGCGACAGAAUAUUUACAAAUAAAAACGAAUUGAAUGAUCAUAAACAUCUAAAUGUUAUUAUUUUAAUUAACAAAUAAAAAAAAUUUUUAAAUCAAGGGAAAAGUUUAAAAUUGAUUUCAUAGAACCUGAGAGUGAAAUCUUUAAAAAUCAACAUCUCCAUAACUUUUAGUAGACGCUCGUUACUCUUGGCCAUAAUGCAUAAUCCAUGAAAAAAAAUGUGAGCCGUCACGGGACGCCUGACAGAUGUGAAACAUCGACAUUAUUUUGUAAAAGUAAUAUGCAGAAAAGAACAGAUUGUGAUAGGAAGUAAAUAUGUCAUAAUGAUAAAAUAAUAUAUUACGAUUUUUUUUCCAGAUAACGAUGACUAUUGAACAAACAUUUAUUUUCACUAAAUACAAACUCUUAUAGUCCAAGAGCCCGCUUUGGCUAGACGCACAUCAUUUCAUAAAACCCUCAAGUUUAUCUGCGCACGUCACCAACACAGGUAAGAACGAUGAGCGACUAUGUAGUUUAGGUAGUGGUUACCUUGACAGGUAACAGGUAACAAAGGUGUAAAAAACAGCACCUCAAGUACAUUAAGAUAUAAAGC
Messenger RNA from Chrysoperla carnea, 2535 nucleotides. Its product is annotated as zinc finger protein 260-like. Gene Ontology annotation, cellular component: chromosome. The record is from RefSeq and is a predicted model, not a curated record. Gene Ontology annotation, molecular function: chromatin insulator sequence binding. The transcript is spliced from 2 exons. Lineage: Eukaryota; Metazoa; Arthropoda; Insecta; Neuroptera; Chrysopidae. Bases 131 to 2023 code for a protein of 630 amino acids. Gene Ontology annotation, biological process: regulation of transcription by RNA polymerase II.